GUAGCGGUAUUGGUCGGUCGCUUUCCAAGGAAUUCGCCAAACUUGGUGCCACUGUUGUCUUAUGUGAUAUAAAUUCUCAGGAAAAUGUGGAAACGGAGCGGCAGAUCAAAGACUUUGGUGGAAAAUGUUUUCCAUACACCUGUGAUGUCAGCAAGAGAGAAGAGGUGUAUAAAAUGGGCGAAAGCAUCGUGAAUAACGUAGGUCAUGUGACCAUGUUAAUAAACAACGCAGGAGUCAUGACAACAGGAAAAUCCUUGUUAGGGUGUCCUGACGAAAUGAUUGAAAAAACAUUCAAAGUCAACUUAUUGGCUCAGUUUUGGACUGUCAAGUGUUUCCUACCAGAUAUGCUGAAGAAGAAUCAUGGACACAUAAUUAACAUGGCAUCUUCCACAGGCCUGAUUGGUCUAAAGAACUUAGCUGACUAUUCUUCCAGUAAAUUUGGCGUCGUGGGAUUUACAGAGGUCUUGAACUAUGAAUUGGCAUUUUCAGGACAUGAUGGUGUUCACACUACUCUUCUCUGUCCUUCGUUUACAGAGACUGGUUUGUUCGCAGGCUGUAAAAUGAGGUUUCCAUCGGUGAUACCUCCCCUAGCAACAGAGGAAGUGAUGGAAAUGAUAGUUCAGGGCAUUUUAACCAAUCAAAAUGAAGUUUACAUUCCACGAUUAAUUUACACUUUUAGUUUUAUCAAAUCAUUCAUGCCUGUGAAAUGUAUGUUACAUAUCCUAAAUUUUUUUGGUGCAGAUACCUUCAUGGAUAAUUUUGUUGGAAGAGAGAAAUCCAAAAUGGAGGCAAAUGGAACUUGCUCUCAAAAAUAA
This is a messenger RNA of Lottia gigantea (owl limpet), 815 nucleotides long. RefSeq lists its product as hypothetical. Gene Ontology annotation, molecular function: oxidoreductase activity, acting on the CH-OH group of donors, NAD or NADP as acceptor. Gene Ontology annotation, cellular component: lipid droplet. NCBI's taxonomy places the organism in Eukaryota, Metazoa, Mollusca, Gastropoda, Lottiidae. The record is from RefSeq and is a predicted model, not a curated record. The annotation marks the transcript as partial. The transcript has 5 exons.